Messenger RNA from Exserohilum turcica Et28A, 1770 nucleotides. RefSeq lists its product as uncharacterized. NCBI's taxonomy places the organism in Eukaryota, Fungi, Ascomycota, Dothideomycetes, Pleosporales, Pleosporaceae. Bases 1 to 1770 code for a protein of 589 amino acids. The transcript has a single exon. The record is from RefSeq and is a predicted model, not a curated record.
AUGCCACCUUCAACAAAGCCCACAACCAGACCGACCAUCGUCGCAAAGGCACCUCGCGUGAAACCGUCAUCCCCCACCGUCAUCCAGCUGCUGCACACGCGCCCAUGGCUCACACGCGCGCAAUCUCUUUCCGAACAAGACCUCUUCAUCCUGCACAGCCGCGACAACCUCGUAUCUGGGGCCACGGGACCAAAAGACUGGCCGGCUGUAGCCGCCGAAUACAACGAGCGGUUCACAAACGAACUCAAGAAGCCGCUCGCGUGGAAGACACUGAGCAAGCGGUGUGGUCUGGCGCGCAAGAUCUUCCAGGCCGAGAAUGAGGAGUAUGCGGGUGUAGUGGUGUAUCCGGUGCCGCUGCUUGAGAGUGACGAUAGGGAUGGGGAUGCGGAUGUGGUGAGUGGCGAGGAAGAAGAAUAUGAAGAAGGUGGAGACGAAGAUGGAGAGGGAGAUGAAGGCGAAGAAGAGCAGAUGCAAGAUGUGAUUGAAACUGCUACCGACGCACCGCCUCCCACAGAGCAAGCAACACAGCGUUCUUCUCACACUCCAAUCCCCAGCACAACAGCUCCUCUCACACUGCCCGCAGCCAGUACGACACCCAAACACCUGACCCCAGGCUUCCACGACCCAUCCUCCACACCCCCCUCCACCAUCCCCGCGCUAACCCGCGCGAAAUUCCACCUCCGCCACCGCACCCACUCGCCCGUCUACUUCGAGUUUCUCUCCGCCGACGAGCAAGCCCUCGUGACGUACGAUGCGCACUACAUGGACGCGCAAAUCCUAGCAGCCAACUCGGCACUGUACGCGCGCGCCCUGCAGCACGACCCCAACACCAGCGUCAUCGACGUGCCAGUCCCGUUUUCCGUGCGCACCGUAAAUAUCCUGAUCCAGCUGCUUGCGCCCGUGCGCGCGACAGAGUUACCCUCGCAUUACCUGUGGAAGGCGGAGAAGCCUGAACCGGGGGUGUACGAUCGCUUUGGCGGGAUUGAAGUCGAGGAGAUUGCGUGGACGAUAGAUGUCCUGCUUGAUUUGAUGUUCUUCGCACGGGUCCUGGAGGUCUUCUGGGUGGUGGAUAUGGUGGUUGAUCGGGUGCAUUUUCUGUUUACCGAGCAGAGCAAGUGUAGGGAUGCCGUGGAGCUGAUGAUAGAUGUGGGCGGGCGCCUGCGGAUGCCGGUUGCGGAUACGCGGUUGGCGCGCGUCACGGCUGAAGACUUGGAGGAAGACGUGCUGGAGAUGUUGGCAAAGGCGCCGGUAGAUUUCCCGACGCUGAGAUUCGUGGUUGAUCUGCUGGCCGCGCUUGGUGGCAGUGUGGAUGCAGAGUGGCUUGGUGGAGCACCCAAACAUGUCAAGGACGUGUUUGCUCAUGCAGACGACAAGCUUCUUGUCAACGGGCCGCGAGAAGCGUUCUGCGAGCGGUACCAUCAUCAUCCGUCGGAGACAUGCUACACGCUGCAUGCGCGCCCUCCAACACCGGAAAUCAUCAACGCGCUGUAUGCCACGGCUACGCCCCAGGAGCUCGUCGAUCUCUCGGAUGGCGUCUUGUCGGCGAACAGCCUGCGCCUCUGUGCCGGCGAUGUGGACAAGUGGAAAGAAGCCAACUCGGCUCCUGAAAUGCUGGAGGCGGAGAAAAUGCUCAUGGAGAUGGAAACCCGGAUUGAAGAAACGAAAGCUGCGUUGCGGUGGGCACGCGAGGCACCAGAGGUGGAGAAGCGAGAAGCUAUUGCAGAGGCGAGGAAACUGGCUCAGGACAUGUACAGUCCCAGCCAGCUCUAA